Molecule: messenger RNA, 701 nt
Organism: Heterotrigona itama
Lineage: Eukaryota; Metazoa; Arthropoda; Insecta; Hymenoptera; Apidae
Source: the annotation of a GenBank genome assembly
AUGUCUCCCGAAAAGCCUUGUCGUGCAUGCAUGGAUUUUAAAUCGUGGGCAAAAAGUCAAAAAAAGGCUUUUGAAUCUGAAAAGGUAUAAGCAAGGAGUUUUUUUCUUUAUAUAGAACUGUAUACAAAACACAAACCAAUUUUUUUUUUAAUAAUAAGAAACAUUUUAUGAUUACACAUUCGAAAGUAUUACAUCAUUAUAAAAAUUGAUGAUAAAUAUUGAUUAGUUUCUAAAAUGUGAGAAAUAGUAUUAAGCUUAUGUUGUGAAACAAAUUAUUUACUCUCACAUUAUACAUUUUAUUAUGUCAGGAAUCUGAGAAAACGGAGAAGAAAAAUUCACCUGUAAAUAAAGUUAAACGCGACGAUUGUCCAUUAGAUAAAGAUGAAUUAGGUUCAAGAACAUGGUCGUUUUUACAUAGCAUGGCAGCAUAUUAUCCUGACAAUCCGACUGAUGAACAAAAAUCGGAUAUGACAAAGUUUUUUCACACAUUUUCAAAGUUUUAUCCUUGUUAUGUUUGUGCAGAAGAUUUACAGGAACAAUUGAAAAGAACUCCACCACAAACUAAUUCACAAUCACAAUUGAGCCAGUGGCUUUGCAUGAUACAUAACGAAGUAAACAAAAAACUUGGGAAACCUGAGUUUGAUUGUAAAUUAGUUAAUCAGAGGUGGAGAGAUGGUUGGAAAGAUAGUUCGUGUGACUAA